GCGUGGGCACUCGGCAACCCCGCGCAUUCCUCCUGCCGAUCGGCCCUGCUGCUGCUGAGGCUGAGCACCUCGGCUCGUUCCUCCGCGUUGCUGCUUGACGACCCGAGAGAAGAGGACACCGUGUCGUCGUUGCUCUUGCGGGGUGGCUCCCAAGUUGUUGUGGGCUCGAAGUAUUGUCUUUUUCUUUGGCUUUGGUUUGAAGUUUGGUUGUCUUCUUCGUGCGCCGCAUUUUUUGAUUUGCCGUGCGAGUUUUGAUUGGCCAUCGGGUCGUCCGUCCACCAGCAGCUUCGGAGCUCGACGUCUCGCAUAAACUCGUUGCUGCUGCUGGAGUGAUAUCUGGUGGGUGGAGUUCGCGGGCGAAUCCAUCGGGUUUUGCGCAGUGUUCUGCUGCUUGCGGAGCUUGCAACCAGCUGAGUGAUCGUAGUUAUUCUGCCUGCGGAAACGGGUGCUGCCAGAUAGAAUAUGCAGUGAAGGAGCGGGCAAAAUGAGGCGGAGGGAAGGAGUCCCUGGCAGGAAUCCCGAGCGCGCGUGGAACAACUGGGAGCGGCUGAUUCAGAAGGCGCUGAGGUCGGAGGAAUUGAAGUUUAGUGUCGCAGGUGGAGAUGACUUGGGGGGUGUGGUCCCAACUUCCUUGGGACAGGAGUCCAGUAACAUCAAUCUCAUUCUUCAGGUUGCGGAGGAAAUUCAACGGGAUAAUCCCCACGUCGCCCGUAUACUGUGCGAGUAUGCUUACACGAUGGCGCAGAAAUUGGAUCCUCAGAGUGAGGGAAGAGGUGUCCUGCAAUUUAAAACCGGAUUGAUGUCAGUUAUUCGGCAAAAGCAAUCCAAAAAAGAAGGAGAAAGGAUCGACAGGAGUCACGAUAUCCUUCAAAUUCAAAGGUUCUAUGAAGAUUACAGGUCACGGAAUAUGAUCGAUGAGUUGGAGAAAUUGCAGCAACAAAGAGGGAGGAGACUAUCCGAGGAUCCCAACGAGGCCCAGCGCCGAGCCCAGACCAUGAAAAAGGUUUAUCAGAUUUCCAAGGUUCUGAAUGAUGUGCUGAAUUCUCUUACGAGGGACUCGACCGAGGAAGAAAAAGACAAGCUUAUAUCCAAAGAGACGAAAGCAACAAUGGAGUCAGCUGCCGCGAAGACUGCGGAAUUCAAACCUUUCAACAUAUUGCCAUUAGAGACACCAGGUGUAUCAGAUACAAUCCUCUUGAUAGAUGAGGUUAGAGCUGCUGCUUUGACUUUGAGUUAUUAUGAUGAACUGCCAAGGCUUCCCGAAAGUGCUUACAAGGCAGGACUGCAGAGGGACGUAGAUAUAUUUGAUCUACUGGAGUACAUCUUCGGAUUUCAGAUUGGUAAUGUGAACAAUCAACGGGAACAUCUUAUCCUUCUACUUUCUAACUCGCAGUCUGCCUUUGGUCCACCUUCUCGUGGCAGCGAGGUUGACGGGGAUGCGGUCAAGCGUUGUUAUGAUCGUCUUUUGGACAACUACAACAAGUGGUGCCAGUAUCUAAGGAUAACGGCAGUGACCGAGAGCGCUGCGGGUGACUCUCAUAAGAUGGUGCUAUUGACGGCUAUGUAUCUGCUAAUUUGGGGAGAAGCUGCCAAUUUACGCUUUCUUCCUGAAUGCCUUUGUUACAUAUUUCACCAUAUGGUGAAAGAACUGUACGGUCUUCUAGGCAACGCCAACGCACAACGUUCUAUGAAUUAUGUCGAGGGAUCAGACUGCCCAUUUCUAGAUAAAAUUGUUACUCCUCUAUAUUCAGUUAUUGCCGCGGAGGCAGCGAACACUCAAGACGGAAAAGCAUCUCAUGCAGCUUGGAGAAAUUACGAUGACUUCAACGAAUACUUUUGGUCCCCUCGGUGUCUCGAGAGUCUUUCUUGGCCCUGGCGUCCAGACGCUGGAUUCAUGAUGAAACCUAAUACCAAGAAGAUGAAAGGAGGUGUUAAUGCGGUGCCAGGGCGGAAGAAAGAGAAAAAAGUUGGGAAGAUGACCUUUGUUGAACAUAGGACGGGUUUCCAUGUCUACCACAGUUUUCACCGCCUUUGGAUUUUCUUCACUGUCAUGCUUCAGGGUAUGAUGAUAUUCGCUUUUUGCGAUGAGAAGUUUACCCCUAACACUUUCAAGAAGAUGCUGAGUGUUGGUCCGACAUUCGUCAUUAUGAAGCUGAUACAAUCUCUCCUCGAUAUUUUCUUCAUCUACGGUGCUUAUGCAUCUACUCAAGGAUGGACGUUUUCACGAAUUUUUGCUCGAUUGGCGUGGUUUGGGGGGUUGUCUGGCUCAAUCACCUGGCUUUUCGUGAAAAUGAUCCAGGAAGAGAAUACCGGAACUGGAUCAACUUGGUAUCACUUGUACCUUAUUGUUCUAGGAUCGUACACAGGAGCGCAGGUUGUUGUUACUCUCCUCAUGCGGAUACCCUUUUUCCGCCGACAAGCGGAUAAGUGUGGAGAUUGGGCUAUCAUCAGAUUCAUCAUGUGGGUUCAUCAGGAUCGAUACUUCGUGGGGCGUGGCUUAUAUGAGAGGACUCGAGACUAUGCCGGGUACUCAGCCUUUUGGAUAUUUGUAUUAGCUUGCAAGUUCUCAUUCAGCUACUACUUUCAGGUCAGAGCUUUAGUUUCACCCACGAAGACUAUUGUUCUUCAACGUUUUGAAUACAAGUGGCACGACUUUGUCUCUCGAAAUAACCAUAACGCUCUCACGAUUGGAGCUCUUUGGGCUCCCGUUAUUCUGAUUUACUACCUCGAUACACAAGUAUGGUACACCGUGGUAUCUGCAAUUGUCGGCGGUCUUGACGGAGCCAGGGCUCGGCUUGGUGAGAUUCGAACACUCAGCAUGUUACGUAAGCGAUUUUCAUCUUUUCCCGAGGCUUUUGCAACCAACUUGGUUUCAUCUCGGCUCGGUCGAGGAGAGAAGAACCCUGGAUCCUCACCCGCUCAGGUUAAUUGGAGCAUGCAAAAAGUCCAGGCUGUCAAGUUUGCCCCAAUGUGGAAUGAGAUUAUCAACUGUUUGCGGGAGGAGGAUUAUAUCGGCAAAAAAGAAAGGGAACUUCUUGUAAUGCCAAAAAACCAAGGGUCUGGCACAUUGGUGCAGUGGCCGCUUUUCUUACUAGCGAACAAGGUGUACUUGGCUGUGGAAAUGGCGCAAGACGCUAAGCUCUUGAACCAAACGCAAUUGUGGGAGAAAAUAUGCAAAGAUGAGUACAUGGCCUAUGCCAUCGAGGAAGCUUACAAGCUUUUUGAAGAGGUUUUGAAAAGUCUCGUGAGAGAAGAUGUAUCUCAGAUAUGGGUUAAGGGUGUAUUCAACGAUGUUGGCGCGGGAAUACAGGAGAGCGCUCUUGUUGGCCACUUUUAUCUCAAGAAGGUUGAUAGUGUGCUGGCCAGAGUUACGGAUCUUACACAACUGCUGGAACGUGAAGAGACAGAUAAGCUCAGGUCACAAGUUGUAUUGGCGAUGCAAAAUCUUUAUGAAUCUGUCAUGAAUGACUUUUUCACGACCGAACUCAGGGAGAGGAUAGAGGAGUUUAGAGCUUUGAAGGACGCCAGAAUCGAGAAUAAACUUUUUAUAAACCUCACAUGGCCCACUACAGAUCGGGAGAAAGAGAAUGUGAAGAGGUUGCAUCUCCUGUUGACUAUCAAGGAAUCUGCAGCUAACAUUCCUCGAAAUUUGGAGGCUAGACGUAGGAUGGAGUUUUUUGCCAAUUCACUCUUCAUGGAUAUGCCCAAACCGCCUUCAGUUCAAAGGAUGCUAUCUUUCAGUGUUUUUACACCAUACUACGCAGAAGACGUCCUUUAUAGUAAGGAUAAAUUGACGGAGGAGAAUGAGGAUGGAAUUAGUAUCCUCUUUUACCUACAGAAAAUUUUUCCAGAUGAGUGGAAAAACUUUUUGGAAAGACAGGGUCUGACCAAUGCACUCAUGGAGAGACAAAUGGAAGAUAAAAAGAACGACUGUCAAGAACUGCGAUUGUGGGCUUCAUAUAGAGGGCAAACUCUGGCAAGGACAGUCCGAGGAAUGAUGUACUACAAGAAAGCGCUAAUCUUGCAGAGCCUUCUGGAAGGAACCUCAGAUGUCGAGGAAGGAGGUGUUCUGGGAACUACACUCGAAGAGAGUCCAGGAUACAGGAUGGCAAGUGCCAUUGCUGAGACGAAGUUCACAUAUGUUGUGACUUGCCAAAUAUAUGGGCAGCAGAAGGAAAGGCGUGAAGAUCAAGCUAAAGAUAUCCUCUACCUGAUGAACAAGUAUGAUUCCUUGAGAAUUGCCUAUGUGGAUAUAGUGGAUAAGAUGCAAGAAGACAAGGAAACUAAGGAGUAUAAGUCUAUCAAAGAAUACUACUCGAAACUCAUCAAAGCGGAUGCCGACGGAAAGGACCAGGAAAUAUACUCAAUCAAAUUACCUGGACAAUUCAAACUUGGAGAAGGAAAGCCUGAAAACCAGAACCAGGCCAUUGUUUUUACUCGCGGUGAUGCUUGUCAAACCAUCGAUAUGAAUCAGGACAACUACUUUGAAGAGGCAUUUAAGAUGCGAAAUUUGUUGGAGGAGUUCAACUCCACUGACAGUCUACGAAGGCCCACCAUACUUGGAAUACGUGAACAUGUUUUCACUGGAAGUGUGUCCUCGCUCGCCUGGUUUAUGUCACAACAAGAGACGAGUUUUGUGACCCUUGGUCAGCGAGUCUUGGCACGCCCUCUGAAGGUGCGAAUGCAUUACGGUCACCCAGAUGUAUUCGACAGAAUCUUCCACAUCACUCGUGGGGGUAUUAGCAAAGCUUCCAGAACGAUCAAUAUCAGUGAGGACAUCUACGCAGGUUUCAACUCCACCCUCCGUCAAGGAAAUAUUACCCAUCAUGAGUACAUUCAGGUUGGCAAAGGACGUGAUGUCGGUCUUAAUCAAAUUGCAAUGUUCGAAGCAAAAGUUUCCAGUGGAAACGGUGAGCAAAUUCUCAGCAGAGAUGUGUUCCGGCUGGGUCAGCUCUUUGACUUCUUUCGUAUGUUCUCCUUCUUCUACACCUCAGUGGGUUACUACAUCACCACGCUGAUGACAACCUUGGUCGUGUACGCGUUUCUGUACGGGAAAGUAUACCUGGCUCUUUCCGGAAUGGACAGGCAAUUACAAGAUUUUGCUGAUAUCAACAACAAUAAAGCUCUGGAGUCAGCCCUCAACACCCAGUUCUUGCUGCAAAUUGGUGUCUUCACAGCUAUCCCAAUGAUAAUGAAUUUUAUCCUAGAGCAAGGAGUUUUGAAGGCCGUCAUCAGCUUUUUAACUAUGCAGCUCCAACUCUGUUCCGUGUUCUUCACCUUUUCGCUUGGGACGAAAACGCACUUCUUUGGCAGAACAGUACUUCAUGGAGGUGCCAAGUAUCGGGCUACUGGACGAGGGUUCGUGGUUCAACAUAUCUCAUUUGCAGAUAAUUAUCGUCUGUACUCUCGGAGUCACUUCAAUAAAGCAUUAGAGAUUUCUAUGCUGCUCAUCACGUACCUGUCGUAUGGGGAAGACAAUAGAGGAGUCUCCUACAUUCUGCUUUCUUUCAGCAGUUGGUUCAUGGCGCUGUCAUGGCUCUUCGCUCCAUACAUAUUCAAUCCUGCCGGGUUCGAGUGGCAAAAGACUGUUGAGGAUUUCGACGAUUGGACCAAUUGGCUAUUCUACAAAGGAGGCAUUGGAGUCAAGGACAAUGAAAGUUGGGAAUCCUGGUGGGAAUCCGAGCAGGAACACAUUCGUACUCUUCGUGGACGAUUCUGGGAGAUAGUGUUAAGUCUGCGUUUCUUUUUCUUCCAAUAUGGAGUCGUGUACUCACUCCAAGUUUCGGGAACAUCUACCAGCUUAUCGAUAUAUGGGUACUCCUGGCUUGCGUUCUUCAUUAUGAUCGUCUUAUUCCAGAUCUUUACUUUUACAAACAAAUCGUCUGUCAAGUUCCAACUUUUCUUGAGGCUUUUCCAAGGGGGCCUCUUUCUGGCUUUAAUUGCCUCUAUCGCCGUGACGAUCGCCUUCACAUCGUUGAGUGUCGGUGACUGCUUUGCAAUGUUGCUGGUCUUUAUUCCCACCGGCUGGGGUGUCCUUUCUAUUUGUCAAGCUUUGAGGCCGAUCUUGGAGCCGCUGGGUGCUUGGAACGCCGUCCGUUCUGGUUUCAGAUUAUAUGACGCGAUGAUGGGCGCGGUCAUCUUCACUCCCAUUGCCAUCCUCUCUUGGUUCCCCUUCGUGUCUACUUUCCAGACGAGGCUUGUAUUCAAUCAAGCUUUCAGUCGUGGUUUGGAGAUAUCUCUCAUCCUUGCCGGAAAUCGACCUAAUGCUAGUACCUAGAUGCCAAGAAAUGUCAUAUCAGGUCUCGAAGAAACUGUUAGCUAGGGUUGACAGAUACGUAUUGGCAGCGGCGCAGCAAGGUUGUAAGGUGUUCAUCGGAGAUAGUUUAGUCAGGAAUGUAACAAAUACAAUUUUGCGAGCUACCUGUUCCGAUCUGCCGAAGGUACUCGUUUGAAGGUCAUUUAGAAGACAAGGCUGGACUUGGAUUCAGUGCCUGGUGUAGAUCAAAAGCAAAGUAUUCUCUGCUGUGGUGGCUAUAUUCUUUUGUAUAGGAAGAGGUUUUUGUUGUCUCCUCGGAAUGUGAUUUUUUUUAUGAAGGGAUGAAUGGAAAUUGAUAAAGUUGA
Molecule: messenger RNA, 6621 nt
Organism: Marchantia polymorpha subsp. ruderalis
Lineage: Eukaryota; Viridiplantae; Streptophyta; Marchantiopsida; Marchantiales; Marchantiaceae
Source: the annotation of a GenBank genome assembly